UUGACAAAUGACAAACUUAAAAUCAAAAUAUGUCAAAUGUAUAAACUUUUCACUUUCGUUAUUUCUUAAAUGUGAGCAGUAAAAUGACGGUAGCUGAAUUUUUUGGUUGUACAUUUCUGGCCUUUGGCUCACCCUUUGCAAUGUUUUUGUUCACUAUAGUUCAUGACCCAGUAAGGAUUAUUAUACUUAUAGCUGCGGCAUUUUUCUGGCUGCUGUCCCUAUUAUUUUCCUCAUUGGUGUGGUACAUUGUAGUUCCCCUACGAAAAGACUUAGCAUUUGGAUUAGUGUUCGCAGUUAUUUUCCAAGAAGUGUUCAGGUUUAUUAUAUACAAGAUACUGAGAAAGGCAGAAAAUGGCUUGAAGAAAAUAACGGAUGACAGUGUUACUUUGAUUGAAAACAAACAUAUUUUGGCUUAUGUGAGUGGACUGGGGUUUGGAGUAAUGAGUGGAGCAUUCUCGCUAGUCAACGUUGUAGCAGAUUCUGUAGGACCUGGGACCAUGGGACUCAAAUCCGGCACCGAAAUGUUCUUCCUCGCAAGUUCUGCUAUAAGUUUAUGUUUUAUACUACUCCACACAUUUUGGAGCGUAAUAUUUUUCAAUGCUUUCGAUAAUAAAAACAUAGUCCAUAUAAUAUAUGUUAUAGUAUGUCACCUACUAGUCUCUUGCUUAACACUAUUGAACAGAAGUCAACCAUACUCGGCUUGCCUCGUACCAUUGUAUGUUAUUUUGGUAGUAACAGGUUGUUUGGCAUUCAAAGUUGCUGGGGGAUCAUACGCUUCUUUCAAAAGCUGCAUUUCAUUCAAAUAGUAUCUGAAUGGUUUUACGUCUUUUAUAAAUUAUUAUUUAAUUUCACUCAUCUAAACAAAACUCGGAAGCUACAUAGUAUAAGUAUUUGUAAUAAAAUAUCUAUUAAAACAUUAAUUGUAAAUUUGAAA
This is a messenger RNA of Leptinotarsa decemlineata (Colorado potato beetle), 934 nucleotides long. RefSeq names its product gamma-secretase subunit Aph-1 (gene aph-1). Lineage: Eukaryota; Metazoa; Arthropoda; Insecta; Coleoptera; Chrysomelidae. Gene Ontology annotation, biological process: positive regulation of catalytic activity; protein processing. Gene Ontology annotation, cellular component: membrane. The record is from RefSeq and is a predicted model, not a curated record.